GGUCAUGGAAGGGUCACUGGAAGGGUCAUGGAAGGGUCACUGGAAGGGUCAUGGAAGGGUCACUGGAAGGGUCAUGGAAGGGUCACUGGAAGUAAUGUCAAUAGUGUCACUGGAACUUUUAUUUUGUAA
Molecule: messenger RNA, 129 nt
Organism: Cetraspora pellucida
Lineage: Eukaryota; Fungi; Glomeromycota; Glomeromycetes; Diversisporales; Gigasporaceae
Source: the annotation of a GenBank genome assembly